CUCUCCACCACAAGCACAAGGAAAGAACACCACAAAUUAGUACGUACCAACACUCCAUCAACUUCAAAAAUGUCUGGUUGGUUUCAAGAGAAGUCCGGCGACGCCACCAAGACGGCGUCCGAGACGGGGCAGACCAUUCAAGACCGCGCCGUCGAGGCAAAAGACCAGACCGGGGCCUUCCUUGGUGAGAAAAGCGAGGCUGUCACGAAGGCUGCCUCCGAGACUACCGAGGCGGCUAAAAAGAUGGGCGGCGAGGCCAUGGGGAAGGCGUCCGAGACGGUGGAAGCCGGUAAGGAUCACGCCGUCGAGGGCAAAGACCAGACAGGCAGCUUUUUCGGCGACAAGACUGACGCUGUCAAGAAGACGGCCACCGAGACUGCCGAUGCCACCAAGGAGAAGUCCACCGAGGCCGCCCAGCAUGUCCAGGACACCGCUGCACAGUACACCAAGGAUACCCCGGUCGCCCCCAAGGAAAACGUCUUCCAGCAGGCCGGCGGGAAUAUGGUGGGUGCCGCUACAGACGCCAAGGACGCUGUCAUGAACACGCUCGGGAUGGGAGGAGACAAGUGAGAUGCGGGUGGUGCCACCAAGAAGACCACAAAGGAUAAUAGGCGCGUCUGCGCUUGCUUGCCCUAGCCCUCCUUCUGUUUCGCUAUUCCUUCAAUAUAAUUUAAUUUCCAGUUCCAUGGCACUAAUUUACACAUGCUCCUUGGUGUAACUUUGUAUGAUGUAUCCGACCGAGGUAUGAAUAUAUUUUCCACCAAUCAUAAUCAACACGAGUGAUUUGGAUGUUGCACA
Triticum dicoccoides is the source of this 798-nucleotide messenger RNA. Its product is annotated as ABA-inducible protein PHV A1-like. Lineage: Eukaryota; Viridiplantae; Streptophyta; Magnoliopsida; Poales; Poaceae. The coding region runs from base 70 to 570 and encodes 166 amino acids. The record is from RefSeq and is a predicted model, not a curated record. The transcript is spliced from 2 exons.